Trichobilharzia regenti is the source of this 435-nucleotide messenger RNA. The record is from the annotation of a GenBank genome assembly. NCBI's taxonomy places the organism in Eukaryota, Metazoa, Platyhelminthes, Trematoda, Strigeidida, Schistosomatidae.
AUGAGCGUGGUUUUCGCGCCUCGUGAUUUAACGUGUGAAUUAAAACAAAAAUUAUUAGCCAGUGGUAAUGGUAGUAAUUUAUCCGAUGAAGAACUCGUAUUAUUGUACAAUACAUUUGGUGAUUUAAUUAUGAAAGCAUUGGCGAUUGUUGAAAAUGGCUCAAUCACUCUUGAAAGAUCAAAAUCACAACAUCAAGUAUUUCGAGUUGAAUCACAUUCAAGCGGGUUAAACUACUGUUCAAAUUAUACACGUUAUUGUCGUUGUUUUAAUACAGUGAAAAAGUAUAUUGCUCCAGUUUAUGAGUUAUGGUGUGAGCAUACCUUAGCGAUAUAUUUAGCUGAAAUUAUGGGGAAAAUUAGAGUGGUCCACUUGACCGAUGAGGCAUUGAGUCGUUCUAUGGAAAUGUUAUACAUGCAAGACGCUACUACAAGUUGA